This is a messenger RNA of Ilex paraguariensis (yerba mate), 330 nucleotides long. Lineage: Eukaryota; Viridiplantae; Streptophyta; Magnoliopsida; Aquifoliales; Aquifoliaceae. The record is from the annotation of a GenBank genome assembly.
AUGCCUCAUAAUGAGCCUUUAAACAUGGAAGUUCUUGAUAGAGUUAAGCCCAGUAUUACAUACUGCCUCCUCUCAAAGCUUAGAUCUUUCCAAGAAGUCUUGGAGGAUGAAAUCAAGGAAACCCUCUUCUCCCUCUUUGAUAACAAAGCUCCAGUCAGAGGAGUUCAUCACACUGCGAAUGGGAAUACGUCUCAUCCAGGUAACACUUCUUCUCCCAAAAUAGAUUUGAAGUUCAUUAAGCCGCGAAAUGGGGGUGAAAACGGUAGAGUUAAGGUGCAGCCACCUCAAGGAGUGGCAGCAGCUGGGUCAGGGAAUGGGAAAAUGCUUUAG